Dermochelys coriacea (leatherback sea turtle) is the source of this 2918-nucleotide messenger RNA. RefSeq names its product ADAM metallopeptidase domain 11 (gene ADAM11). Gene Ontology annotation, molecular function: metalloendopeptidase activity. The record is from RefSeq and is a predicted model, not a curated record. Gene Ontology annotation, biological process: proteolysis. The transcript has 27 exons. Lineage: Eukaryota; Metazoa; Chordata; Testudines; Dermochelyidae. Bases 486 to 2801 code for a protein of 771 amino acids.
AGCAGCAGGGAAGGUGCAGGCUGCCUCGUAGCAGCUGUGGUUGCCUGCACUGGUGCAUUGUGCAUGUAGGUUGGAGCAGGUGCUUGUGAGAGCUCAGAGGAUGCUGGCAGGCAGGGAGGGAGGGAUCUGAGCAGCUCACGUGUCUCCUCUGCCUUUUUCCUCCUCUCGCCCUGAUAAUGUUGAGCUUUUCUCUCUGUCACUGCAGGCUCAGGAUGGAGAACUAGCAGCCUCUGGGCACUGCAGCCUAGAACCCCCUGCCCCAGUUGCUGCUCCUCUCCCACACCCUCCAUUUGAGCUGGUUUUCAAAGAUCCAUUUUCUCCCUCCCUCCUCAUCUGGCAAAAGAAAGCAAAGGAAGAGCGCGCCCGCCUCUCAAUGAGAAGCCACAAGAAGAAGAAAGGGCACGAAGGUCUCUCUCCAGAGCAGCGUGAGCCCAGCCAGGGCAGAUCCCAGCACACGCUGAGCCUGGGGGGAUUAUGAGGCAAACAUGAGCCUCCUGCAGAAAUGGGUGUUAGCAGCUUUCAUCUCCCUCGUGCCUCAGUCAGCAGGUCGCGCCAAGGCGGAGACGCAGCCUGGUGCUUUGCAGGGGAGGUUUCCCAGCCCCAGAUGGGACACAAGGCCGGUCGCUUCAGAACUCACCCACCCCAGCAGGUUAGUGGGGCAGAGCGCGGGAGGAGAAGUCCAGAAGCAUCAGCUGGACACCAGGGUCAGGAAUGAGCCUCAAGGAGGAGGCAGCCCUUUUGUGCACCUGGCCCAGGUGAGCUUCCUCAUUCAUGCCUUUGGUUCGGCCUUCACCUUGGACCUGGAGCUGAACCACCACCUGCUCUCCUCGCGCUAUGUGGAGCGGCACUUUGGCCAGGAUGGGAACAGCAGCCACAGUCCGGGAGCGGGGGAGCACUGUUACUAUCAGGGCAAACUCCGAGGGGACAAGAGGUCCUUGGCAGCUCUGUCCAGCUGCCGUGGUCUGCACGGUGUCUUCUCAGACGGGAGGGAUAUGUACCUGAUUGAGCCCCGCAGAGCAGCCGAGCGUUGGCAGGGGCCCCUGCCUCACCUGAUCCAGCGCAUGCCUGCUCCCCACCCCCCUCAGGGGUGCACAGAGCCAGGCUGCCUGUUCGCUGCCCUGAGUCAGCAGGGCCCAGACACCCGUCCCAGACUGAGGAGAAGGCGGCAGGUGCGGCGAGCCCAGCGCACCGUGCACAGCGAGACCAAGUACAUCGAGCUGGUGGUGGUCAACGACCAUCAGCUGUUCGAACAGUUGCGCCGGUCUGUGGUCCUCACCAGCAACUUUGCCAAGUCCGUGGUGAACCUGGCGGACAUGAUAUACAAGGAGCAGCUGAACACGCGCAUCGUGCUGGUGGCCAUGGAAACAUGGGCCUCCAAGGACAAGAUCCACGUGGAGGAGGAUUCGUUGCAGACGCUGAGCGAGUUCAUGAGAUACCGGACGGAGGCGCUGCCGGAGCAGAGCGAUGCUGUCCACCUCUUCUCCGGGAGGACGUUCCAGAACAGCCGCAGCGGGACUGCCUACAUCGGAGGGAUCUGCUCACUCACCCGGGGUGGGGGUGUCAAUGAGUACGGGAACGUUGGCGCCAUGGCUGUGACUCUGGCUCAGACCCUCGGGCAGAACAUCGGCAUGAUGUGGAACAAGUACCGGAGCUCUGCGGGGGACUGCCGGUGUCCAGAUUCCUGGCUGGGGUGCAUCAUGGAAGACACAGGGUAUUACCUCCCGCGCAAGUUCUCCCGCUGCAGCAUCGAGGAGUACAGCCAGUUCCUGCAGGAGGGUGGGGGCAGCUGCCUCUUUAACAAACCCUUAAAGCUGCUGGACCCCCCUGAGUGUGGCAAUGGCUUUGUGCAGGCCGGAGAGGAAUGCGACUGCGGCUCGCUUGCGGAGUGUGCAAAGGGCGGUGGCAAGUGCUGCAAGAAAUGCACCCUGACCCACGAUGCCAUGUGCAGCGACGGGCUCUGCUGCAAAGGCUGCAAGUACGAGCCGCGGGGCACACCGUGCCGGGAAGCCGUGAAUGAGUGCGACAUCCCGGAGAGCUGCACUGGGGACUCCAGCCAGUGCCCACCCAACCUGCACAAGCUGGACGGCUACUUCUGUGACCACAAGCAGGGCCGGUGCUUUGGGGGCAGCUGCAGAAGCAGGGACAAACAGUGCAAUGCACUCUGGGGGCGUGCUGCUGCCGACCGGUUCUGCUACGAGAAGCUGAACGUGGAAGGGACCGAGAGAGGGAACUGUGGGCGCAAAGGCCCAGCCUGGGUGCAGUGCAGCAAGCAAGAUGUCCUGUGUGGCUACCUGCUGUGCACGAAUGUCACGGGCGCGCCGCGGCGGGGCGAGCUCAGCGGGGAGAUCACCACGAUGACCUUCUAUCACCAGAACAGACCCGUCGACUGCAGAGGUGGGCACGUCCAGCUGGUGGAUGGGUCGGAUCUGAGCUAUGUGGAGGACGGCACUCCCUGCGGCCCCAGCAUGCUGUGUCUUGACCACAAAUGCCUUCCCACGGCAGCCUUUAAUUUCAGCUCCUGCCCUAGCAGCUGGGACGGGAUGAUCUGCUUUGACCAUGGGGUCUGCAGCAAUGAGGGCAAGUGCAUCUGCCAUGCUGACUGGACGGGGAAGGACUGCAGCGUCUACGACCCCAUCCCGGAGCCCAAGCCCACCAGCGAAACCGAGAGAUACAAGGGUCCCAGCGGCACCAACAUCAUUAUCGGUUCCAUUGCUGGCGCUGUGCUGGUGGCGGCCAUCGUCCUAGGGGGAACUGGCUGGGGAUUUAAGAACAUCCGGAGAGGAAGGUCGGGAGGGGCCUAGUCUGGCCACCCCGCUCUGGCGGCUCUCUGGCUGUCCGCCUGCCCUGCCACGGGGGCAGGGAGAAAUCUCCUUAAAUAACAAACCAGUCACCAAAUAAUGAUGCGACGAGAUGGGUGA